CAGGAGCGUCUCGCCGACCUCUAUGGACCUGUUUGGGCAGCAUCCGAUCGCGUGGACGUGUGGACAGACGGCUCCGCAAGGAGUGUCAAUGACACUAUGUGCGCGGGUGCUGGCGUCUGCUGGGGACUGAACGCCACCGCUAACGUAGCCCUGCGCGUACCCGGAGAGUCACAGACGAACAACCGUGCGGAGCUGUUCGCCGUCCUUCAUGCCCUCCGUCAUGCAAACCCAGUACGCUCCCUCGCCUUGCACACCGACUCUACCUACGUCAUACAUUCCAUCUGCCACUGGGCGCCUCGUAACGCGGAACUGGGAUGGAUCGCCGCGCACAGCGACCUCCUGCAAUCAAUUCUGCAGGUCCUGCGAGCUCGAGGAGCACCCGUGAGGUUCUGCUGGGUGAAAGUACACGCUGGGAACGCGCUGAACGACUUGGCGGACCGUCUUGCGAAACUCGGA
Molecule: messenger RNA, 456 nt
Organism: Trametes versicolor FP-101664 SS1
Lineage: Eukaryota; Fungi; Basidiomycota; Agaricomycetes; Polyporales; Polyporaceae
Product: ribonuclease H-like protein
Exons: 1
Biological process (GO): DNA replication, removal of RNA primer
Molecular function (GO): nucleic acid binding; RNA-DNA hybrid ribonuclease activity
Source: RefSeq, a predicted model, not a curated record